AUGACCAAACGAAGAGAGCCUGGUCGUCUUAGAAAGCCUGGUCGUCUUAGAGAGCCUGGUCGUCUUAGAGAGCCUGGUGGUCUUAGAGAGUCUGGUCGUCUUAGAGAGCCUGGUCGACUUAGAGAGCCUGGUGGUCUUAGAGAGCCUGGUGGUCUUAGAGAGCCUGGUCGUCUUAGAGAGUCUGGUGGUCUUAGAGAGCCUGGUCGUCUUAGAGAGUCUGGUCGUCUUAGAGAGCCUGGUCGUCUUAGAGAGUCUGGUGGUCUUAGAGAGCCUGGUCGUCUUAGAGAGCCUGGUCGUCUUAGAGAGCCUGGUGGUCUUAGAGAGCCUGGUCGUCUUAGAGAGUCUGGUGGUCUUAGAGAGCCUGGUCGUCUUAGAGAGUCUGGUGGUCUUAGAGAGCCUGGUGGUCUUAGAGAGCCUGGUCGUCUUAGAGAGCCUGGUCGUCUUAGAGAGCCUGGUCGUCUUAGAGAGCCUGGUCGUCUUAGAGAGCCUGGUGGUCUUAGAGAGCCUGGUCGUCUUAGAGAGCCUGGUGGUCUUAGAGAGCCUGGUCGUCUUAGAGAGCCUGGUGGUCUUAGAGAGCCUGGUGGUCUUAGUGAGCCUGGUCGUCUUAGAGAGCCUGGUCGUCUUAGUGAGCCUGGUCGUCUUAGAGAGCCUGGUCGUCUUAGAGAGUCUGGUCGUCUUAGAGAGUCUGGUGGUCUUAGAGAGCCUGGUGGUCUUAGAGAGCCUGGUGGUCUUAGAGAGCCUGGUGGUCUUAGAGAGCCUGGUCGUCUUAGAGAGUCAGGUCUUCUUAGAGAGUCUGGUCUUCUUAGAGAGUCUGGUCGUCUUAGAGAGUCUGGUCUUCUUAGAGAGUCUGGUCGUCUUAGAGAGUCUGGUCGUCUUAGAGAGUCUGGUCGUCUUAGAGAGUCUGGUCGUCUUAGAGAGCCUGGACGUCUUAGAGAGCCUGGUCGUCUUAGAGAGUCUGGUGGUCUUAGAGAGCCUGGUGGUCUUAGAGAGUCUGGUGGUCUUAGAGAGCCUGGUGGUCUUAGAGAGUCAGGUCUUCUUAGAGAGUCUGGUCGUCUUAGAGAGUCAGGUCUUCUUAGAGAGUCUGGUCGUCUUAGAGAGUCUGGUCGUCUUAGAGAGCCUGGUGGUCUUAGAGAGCCUGGUCGUCUUAGAGAGCCUGGUCGUCUUAGAGAGCCUGGUCGUCUUAGAGAGUCUGGUCGUCUUAGAGAGCCUGGUCGUCUUAGAGAGCCUGGUCGUCUUAGAGAGCCUGGUCGUCUUAGAGAGUCUGGUCGUCUUAGAGAGCCUGGUCGUCUUAGAGAGUCUGGUCGUCUUAGAGAGUCUGGUCGUCUUAGAGAGUCUGGUCGUCUUAGAGAGUCUGGUCGUCUUAGAGAGUCUGGUCGUCUUAGAGAGUCUGGUCGUCUUAGAGAGCCUGGUCGUCUUAGAGAGUCUGGUGGUCUUAUGCGGUGUGGACUGUCGUCUUGA
Messenger RNA from Biomphalaria glabrata, 1458 nucleotides. RefSeq names its product fibrinogen alpha-1 chain-like. NCBI's taxonomy places the organism in Eukaryota, Metazoa, Mollusca, Gastropoda, Planorbidae. Gene Ontology annotation, biological process: negative regulation of apoptotic process; positive regulation of filopodium assembly. The record is from RefSeq and is a predicted model, not a curated record. The transcript has a single exon. Bases 1 to 1458 code for a protein of 485 amino acids.